UCUCUGUCCAACGUCAUGAUUGUAUUUGUUCAUUGGAUGACGCUUUUUUUAUCUUUCCAAAAAACAUUUGGCGUGGAAAACUGUUUAAAAUCCGGAACAUCUUCAAAAUGUUGCGCAGACUACUAUGUGGUAAAUGGAAACUGCGUUCCUUGUCCAGUCGGACUGUUUGGACCAAACUGUAGUCACAUAUGUCCCUAUCCAUCGUAUGGUCACCGAUGUUUGGAGGGUAUUUGCCAAUGUCCCCGAGAACUGUGUGAUUCAAAGACUGGCUGCAGAAAUCCAUCAAAAGAAAAAGAUAAACCAUCCACCUACUUGGCCUUAGUUACAACAAGAACUGUUCCACAAACGAAACAGAAGGAUGUUCUUGGAAAUUCAAACAAUGGUACUAUACCUACUCAGGGGGAAUUAAAGGUUCUCAAAGAAGCUUCUGCAGAUGAGAAAACCAGUUCUGAUGAGUCUGAAGAUAAUAAAGCCGGUUCUGCCGCGGUGAUGACAGUUAUCUCUAUAAUUGGUGUCCUUAUCGUCUGCUUGCUUAUUGUAGUAAUAGUAUUCCAACUGAAAGGUAAAAUCAAACUGCGAACUCAGAAAUCACAAAACCGAAACUCUCAUAUAAAAAGCCAACGACAUGUGGAUACUUACUGUGAAAUUGACGAAGGUGGAGUGACGGAGGACAAAAUUAAAACACUAUAUAAAUCUGAAAUUUACGAACUUAUCGAUCAAUCAAAGAAAGGUGGAGCAAAGUAUACACCACUUCCGCCAAGGCCAGGUUUAUCAAAAGAGGAAAGAGCGGUGAUGUCCACGGUUUCAAUGCAGAAGAUACUCGAGGAUGACGAUGAUGCUGAUACAGAGGUAGAAAUGAGAAAAGACAAAGGGAAUACUCAAAACCCACCAAAGAGAAUGGGGAAAACCUCCGCCCAAGUCAGUGGAUAUAUUGACAUGAAUAAAGAGACACAAGAGGAGGACUAUGUUCCCAUGUCAGCCGAAAACACUGAAAAAGAUACGUCUUCUAAAGAUACUGUAUAAUAAAACUUGGUUACAAGGAAAAAAAUAUUUGGAAGGAAUUUCUGCUGGAAAGUGCCUCGCUUAGAAUUUGAAUUUAUAUUGU
Molecule: messenger RNA, 1105 nt
Organism: Saccostrea cuccullata (small rock oyster)
Lineage: Eukaryota; Metazoa; Mollusca; Bivalvia; Ostreida; Ostreidae
Exons: 4
Coding region: 16-1023 (335 amino acids)
Source: RefSeq, a predicted model, not a curated record